AUGCUACUACCCUGUUAUCACCCCUCCUUCCCUCCUUUCCCUCCCUUUCCUCCCUCCACUCCCUCUUCUCAUCCCCUCUCCCAACAACCCUCACUCAUCUCCCGCGGCUGCACCCCCUGCGUCCAACCCUCUCCGGCCUUCGCUGGCAGUCAAGCUGUUCCGCAGGCGCUGGCGGCAUGGGGGCAGCUUGGGGGCGGCUGGCAGGCGUGGUCGGGCAGCAGUGACUGCUCAACCGUGCAGGGCGUCACAUGCAACGCUCAUGGCAAGGCAACGUUGUCUCCCUGGUACGUGAGGCAUGUGAGUGCUGCUCCAGCGCAUGUGAGUGCUGCUCCAGCGCAUGUGAGUGCUGCUCCAGCGCAUUGCUACUCAGCGCAUGUGAAUGCUGCUCCAGCGCAUGUGAGUGCUGCUCCAGCGCAUGUGAGUGCUGCUCCAGCGCAUGUGAGUGCUGCUCCAGCGCAUGUGAGUGCUGCUCCAGCGCAUGUGAGUGCUGCUCCAGCACAUGUGAGUGCUGCUCCAGCGCAUGUGAGUGCGGAACCAGCGCAUGUGAGUGCUGAUCCAGCGCAUGUGAGUGCUACUCCAGCGCAUGUGAAUGCUGCUUCAGCGCAUGUGAGUGCUGCUCCAGCGCAUGUGAGUGCUGCUCCAGCGCAUGUGAGUGCUGCUCCAGUGCAUGUGAGUGCUGCUCCAGCGCAUGUGAGUGCUGCUCCAGCGCAUGUGAGUGCUGCUCCAGCACAUGUGAGUGCUACUCCAGCGCAUGUGAAUGCUGCUCCAGCGCAUGUGAGUGCUGCUCCAGCGCAUGUGAGUGCUACUCCAGCGCAUGUGAGUGCUGCUCCAGCGCAUGUGAGUGCUGCUCCAGCGCAUGUGAGUGCUGCUCCAGCGCAUGUGAGUGCUGGUGGUGGUGUGGAGCUCCUGUUCAUGGUGCUGGUGGUGGGGUGGGUGUCAUGCGUCGGAGUGAUAGCUCACCAUAGCAGCUAUCCUUCCUCUCCCUGCACCCUCUCUCCCAUCCCUCCCCCACCUCUUCCAGAGCCCAUGUUCAUGGUGCUGUUGUUGCUCUCCCCUUCCCUCCCGCCAUCCCGUUCUCUCCCUCCCUCCAUUUCUCUUCAGCCCUCCCCUUCUCUCCCGCCCUCCAUGUCUCUCCUGCCCUCCCCCUCUCCCCUGCCCUCCCCUUCUCUCCCGCCCUUCCCUGCUCUACUGCCCUCCAGCCAACCCUCCAUUCAUUCUAUACCGCCCUCCACUUCGUCCAUACCCUUUGGACAACCCCUAACCAUGUCGUGCAUGAUCUUCGUCCCCGCCUUGUCCUGCGUGCGCGCAGGAGGGAAUCAGCGGAUUGACCAGGGCUUGGCAAAGGUUAAGAAGACCGACUGGAACGUCUCGAACUCCCACCGGAAGAACACCGAGUGGAUGACGGGUUUGCACCGAAAUGUGCGGUGGAUUAUCAAGGACCACUUCAGACGCCACACCCCCGUGUACAACACAGUCGUGCAGGGCUUCAAGUGGGGCAACCGUGGCCUGUAUGUUCACGAGUCAGGAUUUGAGGCGUUCAAGGGGACGGCCGCGCCUGACGAGGAGAAGGACUUGAAGGAGGAAGAGCAGGAGGUGUACGACGCGGAGGACUUGAAGACGGAUGACGAGGAGGAUGACGAGGAUCAGGAGGAGGACGAGGAGGAGGAGGAGGAGGAGGAGGAGGAGGAGGAGGAGGAGGAGGAGGAGGAGGAGGAGGAGGAGGAGGAGGAGGAGGAGGAGGAGGAGGAUGAGGAGGAGGAGGAACAGUGGGGGCAGGAGCGGAGGAAGAGCAAAAGGCACAAGAGAUGCAAAAGCAGGGGAGGCAAGAGGGAUGAGCAAGAGGAUGAGGAGGAGGAAGAGGAAGAGGAUGUGAAACGGGGGGGGCGGGAGAUUAGGAAGGGCAGAAGGCAGAAGAGAGGGAAACUCAGGGGAGGCAGGGGGGAAGAGGAAGAGGGUGGGGAGGAGGAGGAGGGGGAGCAGGAGGAUGAAAAUCAUAGGGGGCAGGAGAGGAGGAAGGGCAGAAAGCACAAAAGAGGCAUAGGCAAGGGAAGCAGGAGGGAAGAGGAAGAGGAGGAAGAAGUGGAAGAGGAGGAAGAGGAUGAGGAUGAGGAAGAGGAGGAGGAUGUGGAACGGGGGGGGCGGGAGCUUAGGAAGGGCAGAAGGCAGAAGAGAGGGAAAAUCAGAGGAAGCAGGGGGGAAGAGGAAGAGGAUGAGGAGGAGGAGGAGGGGGAGCAGGAGGAUGAAAAUCAUAGGGGGCAGGAGAGGAGGAAGGGCAGAAAGCACAAAAGAGGCAGAGGCAAGGGAAGCAGGAGGGAAGAGGAAGAGGAGGAAGAAGUGGAAGAGGAGGAAGAGGAUGAGGAUGAGGAAGAGGAGGAGGAUGUGGAACGGGGGGGGCGGGAGCUUAGGAAGGGCAGAAGGCAGAAGAGAGGGAAAAUCAGAGGAAGCAGGGGGGAAGAGGAAGAGGAUGAGGAGGAGGAGGAGGGGGAGCAGGAGGAUGAAAAUCAUAGGGGGCAGGAGAGGAGGAAGGGCAGAAAGCACAAAAGGGGCAGAGGCAAGGGAAGCAGGAGGGAAGAGGAAGAGGAGGAAGAAGUGGAAGAGGAGGAAGAGGAUUAG
Molecule: messenger RNA, 2613 nt
Organism: Closterium sp. NIES-65
Lineage: Eukaryota; Viridiplantae; Streptophyta; Zygnematophyceae; Desmidiales; Closteriaceae
Source: the annotation of a GenBank genome assembly